CUAUAUUUCGAUCAUAUGAAACAGCCUGCUUCACUCUUUCCCUCCCCCCGGCUUCUAUCAAUGGAGAUUAUCUAUCAAUAUUAACCUAUCGUGAAUUAACCUACAUUAACUUGCCUUUUUCACCAUUUACAUUUAUUGAAUAAGGAGACUGUGCUGUAUAAAUUGAGACACCUUCCUAUACGUUGCACUUCUCUUCCCCCCUUCUCUUCUAAUCCUCCUUUCUGUGUCUUCUAACAUUAUUUUAUAUCAUCAUUCUGAAUCACUUGGGUCCACGUAUCAUCAUGGAGGGUAUCCUGGACCGUGCUGAGGCGAAGAUCAAAAAGGUCUUGGGGAAGAUAGCAGACACUGCCCUCCACAAGGAAGUUGAUAAUGUCUUUGAUAUUGCGAGGACUGAGAGCAAGAAAGCCAUCCAGUCCCAGAAGGAGAAAGAGUCCAAGAAGGGGAAAGUUCCCCAUAUUGCCGUCACAUCUCUCAAUCCCCUGAGCGUGUCCAACGUCUUCGGGAUCAAGGAAGGCGGAGGAGAAAACCCUUGGAAGCUCACCCAGGAUGACUUGCGCGAAGUCCCCGAAAACCUCAAAUCUAUUCUCGCGGAUUACGCGGUUGCUACGGGCGGCUCCCCCGAGAACGAAGCACUCAUGAGAUGCAGAAUCGACGCAAUACUUUUGACCUCCCUAGCUGCCCAGAAGAGAGCGAUUGCCCGAGAUUCUAGCUCCUCUAUCCUCUCAGUUCACCUCCAGGUUGAGACUGACAUGUUGCUGCCAUGGACAUACCAGGGUGAGCAAAAGAUCGUUUCGGGAACAACAGACUAUUCCCUUUGGUAUAAAGCACCACAGGAAAUGGAGUGCAAUCUUCUGGUGGUUGAAGCAAAGAAGAAGGGAACCUCUGGCGACUACCAAGCCUUGGCCUAUAUGGCGAUGCUUCAUCAUGCGCGAAAGGAAGUACAGCGGGAGGAUGUUUCUGUCUAUGGAAUCGCCACUGACAGUUUCACGUGGACUUUCUUGUAUCUCGACAACAACGGAAAGUGGAGCAGACGUACUUACCAGUGGGUCUCUGGCCAGGAGAAAUUAAUCAUAUCUAUGAUACAUAAAAUUACCCGCCAAGCCGCGUCUCUGUCCAAGCAAGAGCUCGAAACGUCUGCUACCAGCACUGCGGUGAAGAAAACUCUUAGUGGACACAGCAAAUUGGAGAGCUUUUUCCACAGGGGAAAGGCUUAG
This is a messenger RNA of Aspergillus caelatus, 1214 nucleotides long. RefSeq lists its product as uncharacterized. The record is from RefSeq and is a predicted model, not a curated record. Lineage: Eukaryota; Fungi; Ascomycota; Eurotiomycetes; Eurotiales; Aspergillaceae. The transcript is spliced from 4 exons. Bases 282 to 1214 code for a protein of 310 amino acids.